This is a messenger RNA of Sclerotinia sclerotiorum 1980 UF-70, 93 nucleotides long. RefSeq lists its product with no specific name. The record is from RefSeq and is a predicted model, not a curated record. The coding region runs from base 1 to 93 and encodes 30 amino acids. NCBI's taxonomy places the organism in Eukaryota, Fungi, Ascomycota, Leotiomycetes, Helotiales, Sclerotiniaceae. The transcript is spliced from 2 exons.
AUGGAAAAUCCGAAAAUGGUAAGAAAGGUUGAAGGUUUCGAAAAGUUUUACUUGACUGGUGGUGGAUUUAAGGCUGUGCCUCCAUGUGCUUAA